AUGCUUGCCCGUUUUGCAUCCAGAGCGGCAUCUCUCGCCAUGGGUGGGCUGACCACUCCUUUCCAAAGACCCAUUGGCAAUGUCAUUGCCACCCGCCUGGCCUCUACCUCAAGCACCGUUAACACCGCCUCUUUUGGCUUUUUACCUUUGGGUACCUCUGUACCAAAAAUGUCUCUUUUGUCCGAACAACUCUCCCGCCUUCGCCCCUUUUCACCUCCCCCUGCACCCGUAGUGGAGACUUUUGAACUCACCAGUGUUCUGAGAAAGAGACGCUUGAAGAUGAACAAGCAUAAGCACAAGAAGUUGCUCAAGAGAACUAGAGCACUGAGAAAGCGAUUGGGCAAAUAA
Messenger RNA from Phycomyces blakesleeanus NRRL 1555(-), 348 nucleotides. RefSeq lists its product as hypothetical. The record is from RefSeq and is a predicted model, not a curated record. The coding region runs from base 1 to 348 and encodes 115 amino acids. Lineage: Eukaryota; Fungi; Mucoromycota; Mucoromycetes; Mucorales; Phycomycetaceae. The transcript has 2 exons.